GACACAGACCAAAACGGAGUUGUGGUCAAAUCAACAGACCGACACUAUCAAGGUGGUCAAGAAUGCAAGAAAAUGACUUUUCCUUCUACAGAGAAUACCUCAAAGUUGUAUUUGAGUAGAUCAUUUUGACGUGUAUCUACGUUUACCUGCUCAUUCGUUGCCCUGGACCUGCUGAGGAAGACAAACGGCCGGCGCAGGGCCACCAGCAAGAGGAGACAACGAGCGGCGGCCAGGUCGAGCAGGAAGCUUGAGCAGCGACUCAGAGGCGUGAUGAGGACAGCGCGCAGGGCGAGCAACGUGGAGGUGCCCUCCUUCCUCCGCCAGCUGGUUAAGGAAACCGGGAAGAUGGUCACCUUCUUCUUCAAAGGCGGCUCGAGAGAGAAGGGGCUCGAGGAGGAGGAAGAGGACGACGACGACGGCAUGCCCAGCCCGUACCUGGAGCGGCCCAUUUUGGAGAAACACGUGUCCGAGGGGGGAUCCCAGUCUGGGGUGAACUACGCGGUGGCAAACAUGCAGGGCUGGAGGGCUCAGAUGGAAGAUGCGCACACGUGCAUGCCUCAGAUGAGAGGGGAGCUGAGCGAGUGGGCCUAUUAUGCUGUGUUUGACGGCCAUGCUGGGAGCACAGUGGCCCAGUACUGCUCCAGGAACCUGCUGGACCACAUCCUGGCUACAGGUGGGGUUAAAGCAAGCGAAGACCCAGAGCAGGUGAAGGACUGCAUCCGUGAGGGGUUCCUGGACAUCGACACCCACAUGCACAAACUGGCCCGCCAAGACAAUUGGGAUCGAAGCGGCACCACGGCGGCCGCCGUCAUGAUCUCCCCGCGCUACAUCUACUUUAUCAACUGCGGGGACUCGCGCACCCUCCUCUGCCACAACGGCCAGUUGGUCUUCUACACGGAAGACCACAAGCCCUUCAACCCCAGGGAGAGGGAGCGCAUCCAGAACGCCGGCGGCUCGGUGACCCUACAGCGCAUCAACGGCUCGCUGGCCGUGUCCAGAGCCCUGGGAGACUUCGACUUUAAGGAGGUAGACUGGAGGCCACAGACCGAGCAGCUGGUGUCGCCCGAGCCUGAAGUGUACGAGUUGGAGAGGACGGCCCAGGACGAGUUUGUCAUCCUGGCCUGUGACGGCGUUUGGGACGCCAUCGGGAACGAGGAACUGUGCGCCUUUGUACGCAGCCGGCUGCAGGUGUGCAACGACCUGAGAGAAAUUUGUACGCAAGUCAUCGACCUCUGUCUCUACAAGGGCAGCUUGGACAACAUCAGCAUCAUCAUAGUGUGCUUCCCGGGCGCCCCCCAGCUGUCAAAAGAAGCACUGCAGCAGGAAGCAGCUCUGGAGCAACAUAUUGAUAUGAAAGUGGAAGAAAUCAUCCAGAUGAUGAGGUCCAAAGAUGAAGAUCCUGACCUCUUGUAUGUGAUCAAAUUCCUGGCCGAGGAGGGAAUACCAGGACUUCCACCAGGGGGAGGCAUCACCAGCAAACGAGACUGUAUCAUCUCUUCUUAUCAGAAACACAUCGCGGCUCUUAGGACUCAUGAUCCAAUGGACAUCGGGGGAUCUGAAGAGGACUCCAAUUAAAGCAAUGAUGUUGAAAACAGAAAUGUUUGAUAAAUAUAUAUUAUGAUUUCUUUGUUGAUAUCCUGGAUAAACAUCAAAAUAUGUUUUGUUGCAUUCCUAAACUGUAACACUGAUCAAUAUGUGUCAUAUUAGAAGUGUCUGUAUACGGCAGCUAAUUGUACACUCACAGGGCAUAUCAUGAGGAACACCUGCACAGCAGCUGCAUCAACAAUUUGGCCCUUACAAAUCAGGUAUUUAUUACAAAAUAAACUUAUUAUUGUGGUUGUAGAACUGCACUGCAUCAUACUGAUCAUUUAUAUUUGGUUUAUCUUUACUAGCAAAAUGAAUGGAUCAAAAGGCGCUAUUUGAUACCAAUACCGUACUAUUGUGUACCGGUAAGUGCCCUGUAGGGCGUGGCAGAUUGCAAUUGAGGAAGAAGUUCCAAUAAACUUGUCAAAAAAUAUACAAACAAUAUAACAACAUACAUGAAUUGCAUUUAAAGUAACUAAUAACAAAUUGAGAGUUAUUUUUAAAUUAUUAUUAAUUUAUCUAUAUACAGUCGUCCCUCGCCACAUCGCAUUUCAAAUAUUACAGCUUCACCACAUUACGGAUAAUUUUUGGGAUAUUUUAAAUCUUAUAAAUUCUUAUACUACAAUAAUUAAGCAUUUUCCAGCAUGAAAUGGUUAAAUAGACUAAAAAAAUUCAAGACGACUGUAGUACUGGCCAAUAGAAGAGACCAAACUGUUCAGCAUCAUGGCCACCGAUUGGCUCAACCUCAAGCAGCAUUACUAUAUUGCAUUAAAAGAGUGUAAAGGUAACUAACGGGUGUUAUUUCUUGUCUAGAGGGCUCUAAUAAUGUUUAAAAACAUAUUUUAAAAAGGUUUUUUACGCUCUAGCUAUCAAAAUAUUUGAUUUAUAAUAACGAUUCGCGGAAAUUAAUUUAUUUCAGUUAAAUCCGCAACCAAUUAACAGUGAUAAACGAGGAAGGACUGUACUGUAUUGUGUAAACUGCCCUAUAGGGAGCGACAUAUUGCUAUCUGUGGAUUAAAGUGAAUAGGAAACAUUUACCUAAGAAAAAACUUGCGAUUAAAUUGUCAAAAAUAUGAAUUGCAUCUAAAUGAAAUUACUAACUAAUUGAGAAUGAUUUAUAAUAUAAUUGAUCAUUCAUUAACAUUUAUUUUUAUCACUAAUGUAUAAUGUAGUAUGGGUAAAAUGUUAGAAAUUAAUGUUGCAAAUUAAAAAGAAUACCUUUUUAGAUGUAAACAAAAUGCUAUAAACAUUUUUUUGAAUCGCAUCUCAGUAUUACCGUAUUUUUCGGACUAUAAGUCGCAGUUUUUUUCAUAGUUUGGCCGGGGGUGCGACUUAUAAUCGGGAGCGACUUAUGUGUGAAAUUAUUAACACAUUACCGUAAAAUAUCAAAUAAUAUUAUUUAGCUCAUUCACGUAAGAGACUAGACGUAUAAGAUUUCAUGGGAUUUAGCGAUUAGGAGUGACAGAUUGUUUGGUAAACGUAUAGCAUGUUCUAUAUGUUAUAGUUAUUUGAAUGACUCUUACCAUAAUAUGUUACGUUAACAUACCAGGCACGUUCUCAGUUGGUUAUUUAUGCCUCAUUAAACGUACACUUAUUCAGCCUGUUCACUAUUCUUUAUUUAUUUUAAAUUGCCUUUCAAAUGUCUAUUCUUGGUGUUGGGUUUUAUCAAAUAAAUUUCCCCCAAAAAUGCGACUUAUACUCCAGUGCGAAUUAUAUAUGUUUUUUUCCUUCUUUAUUAUGCAUUUUCGGCCGGUGCGACUUAUACUCCGGAGCGACUUAUACUCCGAAGAAUACGGUAAAAUAUAUUGUUAAACUAAUAACACCAAAAUUAAAUAUUAUCUUUAUAAGUGGGAAGUUUCAUUAAAUAUUGUGCAGGUGUACAUAUUGAUGUGUCGCAUGACUGUCCAUUACUGAUACUGUAUAAAACAAUAUUGGAUCUCGACUUAAACAAGUUGAACAACUUAAUCGGGUGUUACCAUUUUGUGGUCAAUUGUACGGAAUAUGUACUUCUCUGUGCAACCUACUAAUAAAAGUCUCAAUCAAUCAAUCAAUAAAAAACCUGCACAAUAAGCAGUGUUGUCAACACGUGCACCAGUUCAUCACGCGUGUAAAUACAGUAGAGCCUCCCCAGUAAUAAGUUGGCACGAUGCUGUCAGGGUUCAAAGGGCGAGCAGGAAGGCCAGUGGAUAAAUACAGUCAAUAUGAAUGCCCAGGCAGGUUUGAAAGCGAGUGUGAUGCGAGGAAUUAGCACGCAUGCCUUAUUAAAAGGUGCACGGCACUUUGGAAGGCUGUGUGAAGAGUUGCAUCACAAUUUUAAAAUACGCCCACUGCUUACAUUUGGAUCGAUACUGUAAAAUUUGAUGUGAUGUAAAUCUGCAUAAAUGGCUGUCAUUCCUGAACCAUACAUUUUU
Molecule: messenger RNA, 3995 nt
Organism: Nerophis lumbriciformis (worm pipefish)
Lineage: Eukaryota; Metazoa; Chordata; Actinopteri; Syngnathiformes; Syngnathidae
Source: RefSeq, a predicted model, not a curated record